This is a messenger RNA of Ustilaginoidea virens, 1209 nucleotides long. RefSeq lists its product as uncharacterized. NCBI's taxonomy places the organism in Eukaryota, Fungi, Ascomycota, Sordariomycetes, Hypocreales, Clavicipitaceae. The coding region runs from base 1 to 1209 and encodes 402 amino acids. The transcript has 2 exons. Gene Ontology annotation, molecular function: cyclin-dependent protein serine/threonine kinase regulator activity. The record is from RefSeq and is a predicted model, not a curated record. Gene Ontology annotation, biological process: mitotic cell cycle phase transition; regulation of cyclin-dependent protein serine/threonine kinase activity. Gene Ontology annotation, cellular component: centrosome; cytoplasm; nucleus.
AUGGCCUUUCAUGAUGCGCACGAAACCUUCUUCCUAGACUGUGAUGAAUCACUUCACGCACGCAUCGACGCUCGUACGGCCGCCAAGAUGAUUGCAAGACACAGACAAGACAUCAUCUCGGGCGAAUUGUCACGGCUCGCUGGUGAGGAAUACUUGGAGGACAUCAUGCAGCACAUGGGACAGAUGGAGGAGGAGACUCUUCCAGACGCCAGCCUGAUAGACAUGCAACGGGAGAUUCAAUGGUUUAUGAGGCCAUACCUGAUCGAUUUCUUGGUUGAGGCUCAUGCAGCCUUUGCCCUUUUACCAGAAACCCUGUUUCUCACCGUCAACCUCUUGGACCGCUACUGCUCGAAGCGAAUUGUGUACAAGCAGCAUUAUCAGUUGGUUGGCUGCGCCGCCUUGUUGAUUGCCGCCAAGUAUGGUGACAAGAAAGACCGUGUUCCGCAGAUUCAUGAACUGAACAAUAUGUGCUGUGGCCUGUACGACGCAGGCAUGUUUACGCAAAUGGAGAUGCACGUUUUGAACACGCUCGAAUGGACUAUUGGUCAUCCCACGGUCGACUUCUUUUCGAAAUUGAUGAUCGCCGAAGAGCACGACGACCGAGAGGUGGAGCAAAUGGCUGGCUACCUCGGCGAGAUCGCCUUGUACCACAGAGACUUUGUUUCAACGAAGCCAUCGACAAUGGCCCGUUCAUCACUGGCACUUGCAAGAGCCAUUCUUGGCCGUCCAGAGGCGCACGACGGUGACUGGAACCACUUGGAGAACCUCACCCUGCUCACGCUUUCGCAACACCUCAACCAACCGUCUCCGACUCUUGCCCGCAAGUACUCGACACCCAACAUGUCCCGAGUUUCGCAAAAACUGGCCGACUUCAUGGCCGAGCAGGCGGCCAUGGCCGCACGGCAUGCUCAUCCACCGUCACCGCCAACCGAGGUGACCUCGAAACAGGCCGACAUCUACAGCACGCCUCAAAAGGGUCACGGUGCCAUGAUUGGUUUCCAAGGCUACCUGACACCUCCGAUAACUCCUGAUGGCGCUUGUUUCGGCAUCGAAAACCACAAUGGAGGCAGGGAUACCUAUGCUAUGCCCCCACGCUGUCCCGUCACCCCGACACCUCAACAUCACCACACGAGCUAUCCACAACAGGCACGACAGUAUCUGAUGAGCUUCCCUAUGCCCUAUCAAUCACACGGGAGCCAUCUGCAAUGA